UGAAAUUUGGCACAAAUAGCAAAUCUAAGAACGAUAAAGCGGAAACAUCGAAAGUUCUCAUCGAAUGCAAAGCAUGAUCGGGUGGGUUCUUAGCUCCCUCGCUAAGUCUCUACACGGAUCAUGAAGUUGAACGAUAAUUAGCGUCGGAGAAGAUUCGGAUCAUGGAGGACAAGGGCAAAGGAACGGACAGAUGGAGCGGUGCCGUAGCCAAUCUCACAGAGAUGGCCUCCAACCUAGAGUCACUCCAGAAGCUUUUACUGAAGAAAGCCGUCUAUGUAGACGACGAGACGUUUGCCAGAGCUUCAUUGUGCUCCCAACAAGCAAGGACGAUUAAGGUUCUUGAACAAAGGGUUGAGACUUUGGAAAGGGAACUUGAUGCUGCUAUCACUGCUGCUGCCCAUGCUCGAUCAGAAAAACGUCAGGCUGAGGCAGCACAAAGAGCUGCUGAACUACAUGUGCAGGAGGUCACCAGAGAGCUCGAGAACACUACAAAGGUAUUUCAACUGCAUAUGGAUGAAUUACGCACGAAGCAAGAAGAAAUCGACAAACGUGACAAGGAUAUUAAGCUCUUGGAAGCAAUAAUUCAAACUCUUGGUGGGAAAGAAUAACGUCUGCAAAUAUGUGAGGAUUUACUUUUGUUAAUUAGGAUGUUAUUUUUCGUUUCUUUUUUUUUCCCCCUUAUUGUGUGGGUGAAGUAUUAGUGUAAAAUAUUUAUGGAUAGUCUGAUUGAGUCUAAUUAAGAACAUGAUGUGUAAUAUAUUAUUUUGAACUUAGUUUUCAGAAUAUGGAUAAAUCAAAUUCAAAUCACAUUUGUGGAUAACAAUGUACAAGUUAUUUGCUCCCAUUGUCAACUACUCUGAGAAAGUGAGAAUAAAAGAAAUUCAGAAUGGUACAAA
Molecule: messenger RNA, 896 nt
Organism: Benincasa hispida (wax gourd)
Lineage: Eukaryota; Viridiplantae; Streptophyta; Magnoliopsida; Cucurbitales; Cucurbitaceae
Product: tropomyosin
Source: RefSeq, a predicted model, not a curated record